AUGGAUGCAGGAAAGCCCAUCAGCAAGGGCUACUCAACGAGAGUCGAGGCAGAUAGGAUUUUUAACGGGUUGAUCAAUGACGCCGAGAGGCUGAAUCUCCCUCGCGAUGCACUCGGGAGCAAGGUGUUCUUCACCUCCUCGGCAGAUGAAAUCUAUUACCCCACCCCAUUCAAAGUGACAGAGACACUCGCCGCCCUGAAGGGUAUCGAGGGGGCGAUGGCGGCGGCUAUCGCAGACCUGCGCUUCGGGGCAAUGCCAGGUGGUAGGGAGAUCCGCGUCAGCCUCGAGAGAGCGACGCUAUUUGGGUUUCAGGCACUCCUUGCCAAAGUGGAUGGUUAUUCACAAUCGGACCCCGAAAUAAAAAGAUAUCUGAAAGACACCGACAUUCAUUCUGCCCAGUCGAACCUUUACCGCCGACGGGCUGCCAACAUGUAUCGAACCAAGAAUGAGGAUGAGUACUUCUUCCUGCACGGCUCAUUGAAUCCUACCAAAACACUAAACAUGAUCGGUCUUCCGAGCCAUCGGCCGGACCUGACGGAGUACCAUGAGAUUGUAGACCUCAUUGGUACACAGGUGGGAGAUUUCUCGGCCGCUGAGCUCGAAGAUCUCAAUCAAGAGUUUGGACAAGCUGGAGUGACAGUCUACACGCACGAGGAAUUUUGUGCUACACCGCAUGGCAAAGCUAACGUCAACGAGCCCUGGUGGACAGUCUCCCGCAUGCCGGGCGAUGUUCCUCCUACCCCAUUCCAGACAGGCAAAUCCAAUCGUGCGCUCGGUGGCAUCAAGGUACUGGAACUCUGCUGCGUCAUUGCUGGCCCCGUCAUUGGUCGUAUCCUCGCCGAGUAUGGGGCAGACGUCCUGAAGAUCACCUCCUUUUCCUCUGUCCCCGAUGUGCCGUUCUUCCAAGUGGACGGCAAUAUGGGCAAACACUCCGUCGACCUCGAUCUCAAGACUCCCAUAGGACGGCAGAAGUUCGAAAAGCUUCUGGAAGGGGCAGACGUAGUGAUUGAUGGGUUCCGGCCUGGUGUUCUGGAAAAACUAGGCUAUACUUCGUCCUCGUUGAGUGACAUGGCAACCCGUCGCGGGAAGGGGAUAGUCUACGUAGAUGAGAAUUGCUUCGGCCAUAUGGGCCGAUGGGCUGGUCGGCCUGGGUGGCAGCAGAUCGCCGAUUGUUUGACGGGAUUUGCGUGGGAGUUUGGGAAGUUCCUAGGCCACCGCGAACCUAUAGUGAGCCCUUGGCCGAUCGCCGACUACGGCGCGGGGUGUAUGGGCGCCAUCACGGCCUUGAUAGGGCUGUACAACCGCGCCCGAUUCGGUGGGUCAUAUCAUGGGAAGGUGUCGCUCAUGCAAUUCAAUCUCCUCCUUUUUGCGGUCGGACAAUACCCGGAAGAGAUACAAGCGAUGCUACGAGGAAGGGUAUCACACGCAUUCCGCAGCUUGCGUCAUUGCGAUGGCGUGGAUCAGAGCACCAGGAUUGCACUGGCGGACAUGCAGCAACAAUUCUCUGAGCUAUUCAAGUCCCCAGAACGUUCCACGCCGAAUAAGAACCUGACUGAGGUCUGGUACUCUCAUUGUUUUCGCACGGAUGUUGAGGUGGUGCGGUCCGUGGCUUGCGUUGAGGGGAUCGAGAAUUGUUUCGUGCGGGCGAGUCGCUGUAACGGAGCGGACUCCGACCCGUCAUGGAGCGCUUUUCAAUCGGUGGAGGACUUCCGGAAGGUGUGAGCUAUAGGAUUCGUCUGGUUCGAUG
Aspergillus fijiensis CBS 313.89 is the source of this 1747-nucleotide messenger RNA. Its product is annotated as CoA-transferase family III. The record is from RefSeq and is a predicted model, not a curated record. The transcript is spliced from 4 exons. NCBI's taxonomy places the organism in Eukaryota, Fungi, Ascomycota, Eurotiomycetes, Eurotiales, Aspergillaceae. The coding region runs from base 1 to 1722 and encodes 573 amino acids. Gene Ontology annotation, molecular function: catalytic activity.